AUGAAACUUACAAGUAUGGAUACAAUAAAAAACUUGAAAUGGGCCCUUCGGAAACAAAUCAAAGCCAGGAUUGCAAAACUUUCGCAUGAUACCUUAUUGAAGCAAUCAAUCCUCGCUGCCAAGACAAUUUCGGAUUUACCCGAGUUCAAGAAUGCAAGGACGGUUGGUAUUUAUAUGAAUUUGCCAAGUGGAGAAUUACCAACGGAUGAAAUCGUGAAGACAUGCUUUAGCUUUGAUAAGAAAGUGUAUCUUCCCAGAGUGACAGCAAUAAGUCGGUUUAACGAUAUGAAACGGUUCGAGAAGCAGAAGUCCAUUCUUCAUUUCUUGAGUAUUGAUAAUCUUUCCGAGGCCAGAAGCUUGCCUGAGAGAGGUAGAUACAAAAUUAGAGAGCCCGAAUUUAAAUCCGACGGCUCCGGAUCAGUGGUGAACGAUUUACUGCAAAAUAAUGAAAAACUCGACAUACUGUUUGUCCCAGGAAUGGCAUUCAGUAGUGAUUGCGAGAGAUUGGGACACGGCGCUGGAUAUUACGACGAUUUCAUCAAGAGAUACAACGAGAAAUAUCAUGAAAAGCCACUACUAAUUGGCUUGGGGUUGAAAGAGCAACUUCUCACAAAGGAAAAUGGUGAAGUUCUACACAUGGAAGAGCAUGAUGAACUGUUGGAUAAUGUUGUAAUAGCCGACACUGUCUACAGCAGAAGAUGA
This is a messenger RNA of Brettanomyces bruxellensis, 702 nucleotides long. RefSeq lists its product as uncharacterized. The record is from RefSeq and is a predicted model, not a curated record. Gene Ontology annotation, molecular function: 5-formyltetrahydrofolate cyclo-ligase activity. The transcript has a single exon. Gene Ontology annotation, biological process: folic acid-containing compound biosynthetic process; tetrahydrofolate interconversion. NCBI's taxonomy places the organism in Eukaryota, Fungi, Ascomycota, Pichiomycetes, Pichiales, Pichiaceae. The coding region runs from base 1 to 702 and encodes 233 amino acids. Gene Ontology annotation, cellular component: mitochondrion.